UUGUUGUUGUUAUUUGUGUAUAGAUAUCAGUUUGAACAAGAAAACAUUGUCCAAAAUAAUGUAUUUUCCCGUAAUGCUUUAACCUAUUCUCUCAGGUCACAAAUAAGUAUGAAGUAUUCUUUUUUUCUUUGCCAUCAGCCGAAAUAAGAAUAAUUUGCCUUGAAAUAAAACCACGGGAUUAUGGAUUUCUCCAUAAUGUCAUUAUGUAGGGGCCGGUGUUAGCUACAAUCCACGACAAAAGUCCUUGGCACACCUGGAUCUGAUAGCACGAAAAUGCGUUGGCAAGUUAUUUUUAGGACAAUACCCAAUGACAUCAUUAGCAUAGGGAACCCACUUCCUCCCCGACAUUGUUGUAAGCGGGCAAUGACGACUUCAUUGCGAUAAACAACAUUGAUUUGGGGGGAAGGGGAUAAACUGAUAAAUUUCCCUGACAGAUAUUGCAAAAGUGGGAAGGUGUGUCAAGACUUUUGUCGGAGAUUGUAGGUGAUGCGUCAACUCUAGCUCCGACAAGUGAGGAUGGUGAUCACGGGUUCCCCAGUCAAUCAGGUGCCUCUGAAGCCUAUAGCACAAAGAAGAGACGACACCAAACUCCAGAUUAAAUCGCCUGUGAGACAAAGGUCUUUCGCCUUCGACUGCUUUCUCGGAGAAAAAAAACUCAAUCCUGCGUUCAGUUCCUUUCGCAUGUCUUCAACGAUCUCUUCAAACUCUUCAACGUUCAACUUCCUCGAGGACAUCACGGGAAUGACUGCGCUCCUUUUAUAGUCUGAGGCCAGACCCCACUUUCACUGAGCGGCAGUAAUUUUCCGAUCGCGCCGACCAAUCAUAAACCAGUUGCAUCAUCUCACAUCACAUGCAACACCUUACAAGGACAUGGUCUGAUUCUCAUACCAUUCCCCUGAUUGGUGCUUGCAAAAACAUAUGAUCGAGCAACAUGUAACACUGAUCAUUUAUUCUCAGAGUUCAACCGAAGUCAUGUCUUCCUCAGCCUUCGUCAAUCCCUUGCAUCCGAACGCAACACCGCCCAUAGAUCCCGAGGACCCGCGUAUCGUCCAUCCAACGGGUAAAUUUGGACCAGAGAGUCACCUCGACUUGGGAACUUGGUCACCCGCCAAGUAUCCAAGUUUCAAAGAAUCGCCCAAGCGAAAAGCCAAGAACCAAGAUGACAACAGUAAAAAGAAGAAGUAAAAGUCCAACUUAAAACUGAAUUUAAGAAGAACCUAUCGUUUGCGCCGAAUAAGAAAAUUACCUUUACAGUCUCUUAAUAUGCAGUAUUUAAAAGCGUUCUCCGGAAUGACCGCUCAGGGUGGCGUUGCGUUCAGUAGAUUUGCUGCUCAUGCGCAACACUGCAGAAUAUUCUCGGAGAACUUUGGAUGGUCGAAUUACAAAAACAUCCUGUCUUUCUUGGAAUCGGACUAGACGCCCCUUAUAUAAUAAUGAAAGGUUAUCAGAUAACGAACGAUCAGGAAAUGUUUAACGCGGCCAAGCGUAAUACCGACCAAAAACAUCAAAUACCCCAAAAAUCAACAACAACAUAAACGAAAGCAAUUAACAAAGUAUUGGUACUUUUGAUAAGGUCCUUUGGAACAGAGUAUAUAAACUGUAAAAAAUAUACUUUAGCUUCAAGAUUAGUUUACCUUCAGCCGCGAUUCUUAGAAUCAACAAGGUCAAGUCACGCGUUUCGUGUUCUACUUUUCUUAGAACGGAAGAGCAAAACAGGUAGAUCAUUUACUUGGUAACCGGUAACGCAAUCUACUUCCUAAUUUCAGGGGAAAACGUGCUUAUAGCAACAGACCGAGAUCUUCGCUCUGCGAAUAUGUUGGCACUGAUCUGCUAUUUAACACGAGUUAUACUGUGUGAGCUCAAAAUGGACAAAAACAAACGGAAAGCAACGAAAAUGCAACGUGAUGGGACAUUUCAGGAGUUCCGAGAUCUACUCAACAAAACAUUAGAUAAAAACCGAAAUCCGCGUGCAUGUAACUUAAGAAAAAGCACUGAAAACGCAUAUCAAGAAAUGCGAGGAUAUGCUUCACAGCCUACAAUUGCAAGACAGAGAAAAGACGGAAGAGCAGGAAUUGCCUGAAGAUGGCCAGCAACACUCAACUUUCAUGGAAAGCAAGGGUGAAAACACUAAAACAUCUACACUUGGCGUGUAAGCCCGUCCUGAUCACCAUGUACAUAAGUGAGAGGCCAUCAGCGGAAGAAGUUGAAGGAAGUGAAUCUGGCUCAAAGGAGAUCAAGGUUGAUGACAAAAAGAAUGUUGAGGACAAAGUCGAAGCAGCUGAUUCAAGACCUGUAAGAUAUUUAGAGGAAGAACUGAGAGAGUGUAAAAGAGAUCUUGAAGCAAAAGAAAGGGAAAUUGAGUCACUAAUGAGAAGAGUGGCACAUUACAGUGACAUGCGAACCAAGCAGGAUCAACGACAUAUUGAAGAAACCCUCAGUUUAAACAGACAGUCCAGGGUGGAACAGGAGUUUAAGGCUUUUAUAAGUCAUGAGCGUAUUGAUACCUGCAUGAUGAUCCAAAAGGCAUACGGGGAGAAAACGGAUAUAACUGCCAAAAGAUUUACCUCUAUGAUGAUAGAGGUAGUUUACGAAUAUAUUUUGUCCAUGAAAGCAGCCAUGACUGACGCCUUCAAAGAAAUAUCGAAAUUUGUAGUGGACCAAGGUCCAAAAAUCGACUAUUAUUGCUUUAAGCAAAAGCGACAGAGAACCGAUGAACCAACCACUAUUAAAGUUCCUUUAUGUUGGAGGGGAUCGGAAUAUCCCAGGGAUGUCGUAGAUGGGUUGUUGCUGGCUAUCAAAGAAUUGGCCCCAAAGAUCGACACUGAUAUUUUCCUUAUGGACGUCAAGCAUGAAAUCCUCAGCAUGAAAUCCUCAGAGCGGUCUUGCAACCUUACUCCAACAGGGAAAUUACUAGACGCCCUGGAUGAUUACUUGAAGGCUUGCAUCAAGUUGACGUGGCGAAUGGUCACUCAAGUUCUACCACUGAGGCUUGAAUAUCAAACCUUCACUUACAAGAGAGAGUGUCACAAAAUCUUGGAAUCCCAGGAAGAUGCACUCGAUGCCAGAUGCCAGGAUCAAAAGGUUUAUUAUCUGUGGCCUGGUCUGAUGGAUGGAGGAGGAAGAAUCAUUAUUAAAGGCGAAGUUGCUCUAGAAUAGUAGAAUUAACUUCACACAUGCAUGUUGCUUAAUAUUCGUACACGACUUUUUAGGACUCAGAAUGUAGUGAAGACUAUUUAUAACCAUAUCGGGCCGACAGGUUCAAAAGAAUGCCAUUAUAAUUGUGUUUUGGUGACAUCAUUUUUUUGUAGUCAAUGUUAGGAACUGAUUUGUACAUUGCGACAGGCGAGGGCACUUGUUUCGAUGUCACUUAUAAUCUCUUUAGCAACAAUGAAAAAUAAUUGACCUGACAUUUUAAUAACAAUUAAGGGUAGUUAUCUUGGAUGCCCAUAACUAUUGGAAAACACUUGAGUGAUACAAUACUUAAUCUCUCGCUGGAGAAACUCUGGGCGCUAGUGCAUUGCGCACUGCUUUUUUUCUAGUCAGGACGUCACAACAUAGCUAGUUUACUGCAAUAAUGAGAUUUAAAGAAUUAAAAUUUGUACAUUUUGCAAUUUUUAGUAAAUUAGUGCAACCAGCGGUUUACAGUAUAUUCCUGUUUUAAUAACUAUUUAGACACCUUUGUUAAUAUUACAAUAUACUUUUAAAGUUGGUACGGUUUGUCUCCGAGAAAUCAAGUCGAGCUAUCUUGCAAGUGAAAUGACUGAUUUAUCUCUAACCUGACAUUACGGUAAAGUUUACAAGCUCGUUUUUGUAGCCAGUUGGAUUCGUUUUACAUAAGUGUGUCUGUUGUAAGGUAUUAUUGAUUAAACUUAACAAAUAUUC
Orbicella faveolata is the source of this 3882-nucleotide messenger RNA. RefSeq lists its product as uncharacterized. The record is from RefSeq and is a predicted model, not a curated record. NCBI's taxonomy places the organism in Eukaryota, Metazoa, Cnidaria, Anthozoa, Scleractinia, Merulinidae.